CGGUCUCCGACAGCCAGUACUUCUACAACUCAAUGUGAUUCUGGAUGUGUUUUGAAUGAGAUACAAUUGAUCUGAGAGGAUAGCAAUAGUAAUGGUUGGAUUUCAUGCAUUACCCGCGCGGAUGCCCCUGCGGCAUACACUGAAGCCAAGCCGUCGCUUCUCCACGUCUUCGUGGAGGCCCAGUUAUGCGGAUACCCUUCCUAAUUUAAAGAUUGGAGCGCAUACGAGGGUUUUGUUUCAGGGGUUUACAGGUAAACAGGCCACCGCAAACGUCAAAGAAUCCCUAGCCUGGGGUACCAAGAUCGUCGGGGGCGUGAAACCAGGUGUUGAAAGCGAGCAUCUGGGACUACCCGUGUUCCCGUCAGUCCGGGCAGCCCAGCAAAAAGCCAAACCAGACGCAUCGGCCAUCUACGUCCCCGGAAACCAAACUGCCCAGGCAAUCGAAGAAGCCAUCGAAGCGGAAAUCCCGCUCGUCGUGGCUGUAGCUGAGCAUGUGCCUAUUCAUGAUAUAUUGCAGAUCCACUCUAUGCUCCAAACACAAUCCAAAACCAGACUAGUCGGUGCAAACUGUCCCGGCAUUAUCUCGGCCAUUGGAAAAUGCCGCAUAGGGUUCCAGCCGUUACCCUGCUUUGCGCCGGGUAAUGUAGGCAUUGUUGCUAAAUCGGGGACUCUAAGCUAUGAAACGGUGGCUUCCACUACACGUGCCGGUCUGGGACAGAGCCUGUGCAUAAGUAUGGGUGGUGAUGUGUUAGCGGGGACGAAUUUCGUGGAUGCCCUGAAGAUCUUUGAGAAUGAUCCUGACACAGAGGGUAUCAUUGUCGUUGGGGAAAUUGGUGGCACGGCGGAGAUGGAUGCUGCGGAGUGGAUUCAGGAUUAUCAGCGGCGCUGCGCAAAUCAUAAACCGAUAAUGGCUCUCAUCGGUGGCUUGGAAGCUCCUCCUGGACGCAUCAUGGGUCAUGCUGGUGCUUGGGCAGCUCCUGGUGAGCCUGAUGCGAGAGCUAAGUAUCAGGCUCUGAAACGUGUUGGCGUGACCAUGGUCAAUCACCCGGAGAAGUUUGGCGAGGGAAUGAGAUCUCUUCUGGGUCGCAGGGUGGCUGCCAACCCCAGCUCAGCCAUCAACCAAAAGCGAGGCCUCCAUACCAUGAGACGAACCACACUAACACACCAUACCAGUCCCAAUCUAUCACACCCCCAGAAAAUCCAGACCCGCUCGCUCUACAUAAAACCUUUCCAAGCCCUCGACAUACUAAACCAAAAAGCCCUCACAGUCCGCGAGACACCACUCUCCGAAUCAGAAUCCAAAUCCAAAUUCUCCCUCUCCCUCACCGUCGACAGAACAGCCCUAUCACCCUGCUUCAUCGCCUCCCCGACACCAGACUUCGACCCAGCAAAAUCCUGCAAAUUCCCCUUCCCAUACACAACCACAGACCUAAGAAACACUCAAAACUCGGUUAUCGGAGAAAUUGCUUCAAACCUGGGUCUUCCUGAAACGGCGCAUCCUCAACUAGUUACCCUCGCGCAAGGGUUGUGGAAGAUUUUCCAGGAAAAAGAGGCGUUUUCGUUAGAGGUUAAGGUGCAUCCUUCUGCGGAUGGGAAAUUGGAGGUAUGUGAUGCGCGGUUUGGAUUCGAUGAUGCUGCGCAUCGGAGUGCCGGACGGCAAGAGGAGGUUCAUAAACUACGGGAUAAGGAGGAGGAGGUUCCUGAGGAGGUUGUUGCUGAGAAGGAUGGGAUUGUUUAUGUGAAACUCGACGGCGAAGGGAGCAUCGGCACACUAGUCAACGGCGCCGGCCUAGCCAUGAACACCGUCGACGCCCUAACAAUCCACGGCGGCGCCUGCGCCAACUUCCUCGACACAGGCGGCAAAGCGACCUCGCAGACCGUCAAAUCCUCAUUCCAGAUAAUCACCUCAGACCCGCGCGUCAAAGCAAUCUUCGUUAACAUCUUUGGCGGAUUGACGCGGUGCGAUAUGAUUGCUGAGGGGAUUAUACUUGCGUUUCGGGAUUUGGGGCUGAAGGUUCCUGUCGUGGUUCGGUUGAGGGGGACGAAUGAGGAGGCUGGGCAGAGGAUGAUCGCUGAAAGUGGACUUUCUCUCCACGCAUUCGAUAGUUUCGAAGAUGCGGCGAAGAAGGUGAUUAGUCUUGCCAGAGCAUAAUGUACAUAGAAGAAACUCCCUCAUUUAUUCAAUGCUGGAC
Molecule: messenger RNA, 2192 nt
Organism: Aspergillus glaucus CBS 516.65
Lineage: Eukaryota; Fungi; Ascomycota; Eurotiomycetes; Eurotiales; Aspergillaceae
Product: putative succinyl-CoA synthetase subunit alpha
Exons: 9
Coding region: 92-2152 (686 amino acids)
Biological process (GO): tricarboxylic acid cycle
Cellular component (GO): mitochondrion; succinate-CoA ligase complex (ADP-forming)
Molecular function (GO): succinate-CoA ligase (GDP-forming) activity; succinate-CoA ligase (ADP-forming) activity
Source: RefSeq, a predicted model, not a curated record